This is a messenger RNA of Angiostrongylus costaricensis, 777 nucleotides long. NCBI's taxonomy places the organism in Eukaryota, Metazoa, Nematoda, Chromadorea, Rhabditida, Metastrongylidae. The record is from the annotation of a GenBank genome assembly.
AUGGUGACGAUCUGUACCUACAAUGCACGUGCACUUGCAUCCGAGCCCUCGAUAGAAGACUUGCUCAUGCAAGCAAGAAGGAUAAGAUACGACGUCAUCGGCCUGGCCGAGACAAGAAGACGCCAGCCUUUCAACGCCGUCUAUGACACCGGAGAAGAACUGUUCCUCGGAACAUGCGACAGUAGUGGAGUCGGCGGCGUCGGCGUUCUCGUCAACACGAGUUUGUCAAUGAACAUCGAUUCAUCCGAACAACUUACAACCCGAAUCGGACGGUUACGAUUAAAAAGACGUGGAACAGUUCCGACUUUGACAAUCUUCGUCGUUUACGCGUCGACAUCAAACUAUGACGAAGAAGAAGCCGAAGCGUUCUAUAUGGACCUGGAGAGGUUCUACAGAGAAGACCAUACAUUGUUCAAGGUUAUCAUUGGAGAUUUCAACGCCAAGACUGGACUAAGAAGAACGAUUAAAGAACGUCACAUUGGAACCCACGGAUUAGAAUGGAACGAACAGGGUAAGUGGCUGUCUGAGUUUAUUAUGGCGACCAAGAGAAUCCAUGGUAGCUCGCAAUUUCAGAAGCCCCACCCUCAGCGCUGGAGGUGGGAGUCUCCCAGUGGAGUCUACCAUAACGAAAUAGACCAUAUCAAAGUAAAUAGAAGGUUUUGCCAAACAGAUGUCGCUGUUGUCCUAAAAAUCCACACGGGAUCAGACCAGCGUCUCCUCCGUGCAAGAUUACAUUUCUCGCGAAAAGGAGAAAAAGCAGCUAAAUUCCAAAACUAA